Heterocephalus glaber (naked mole-rat) is the source of this 2571-nucleotide messenger RNA. It is a transcript of the gene Rexo4, whose product is annotated as RNA exonuclease 4. Gene Ontology annotation, biological process: rRNA processing; DNA catabolic process. Gene Ontology annotation, cellular component: nucleus. Lineage: Eukaryota; Metazoa; Chordata; Mammalia; Rodentia; Bathyergidae. The record is from RefSeq and is a predicted model, not a curated record. Gene Ontology annotation, molecular function: 3'-5' exonuclease activity; nucleic acid binding.
UAAAUUGGUUAUUGGAUAUUGUGUCACAGUGAUGGAAGGCUGCUAGCACACCCUCCCUUGCUAAUGACCAGCAGGGGUCCACUGCUGUCUUCAAACCACUAAAGUUGCAGCCCGUCUCCUCUUCUGUCUCAGGGAGGACACACCCACCAUUUCUGCUGGGCCAGCCUGGCUCUGGGUCCCUCCUACCCUCUCUCCUCCCCAGGCUUUGCUCCUUCACUUCUCUCUCCCUGCCACAUCACCACUUCUGCUGCUUCACUAGAUUCAUUCAUUCAUUCAGCCAACAAAUGCUCAGCCAAGCUCUGCAAUGGGCCCAGCAGGCACUGUGCAGGCCGGGGAACCGGCCACCAGCUAACCAGACAACCACCAUGGCCUCUUGAAGCUUCAAUUCUAGCUGGGAAAGAGACUCAGCCAGCAAACUUAGCAGGCUGCACAUCAGACAGUGGUGGGAGGAGGACUGCGGAGACACACAGCAGGGUGGGGCCAUGACAGGCAGGAGGGGAGGGGCUACUUAAUGGAGGACGCGCUGGGAGCCGCAGCUGUGAGAUGCUGAGAUCCUGCUACCUGCGUGUCCCCCUCAGGACACAGCGAUGAGCAGCACAGGCCUCCCUGGGGCUGCACUGCCCUCCAUCUCAGCCCCAGCCCUCGGUGUCUCAGGAACAAGCUGCUGAAACAAAAAUCACAGGUCUCGGAAAAGCCUCUUGUCUCUCGGAUGGAUCCCAAAAAGCAGCCCAGAAUUAUCCAGCAGAACAGAAAAGAGAUCUCAGGUAAUUCAAAGGAAGACAAGAAGCCAAAAGAAAAAGACCAGGCGGCCGCUGGGGGCUCUGUUCCCCCUGAAUCUAAGAGGGACAGCAAGGUGCCAGUACCUGCCACAAAGGCCAACAGAACAGAGAAUAAGAAAGGAUCCCAAAAAAGGACAAAUGGUGACAUUUCCUCAAAACCAGGGGACAGCAACCCGAAGAAGCGGAAAGCUAAGGAGGUGGCUGUGGCCUCUGCCCCGGCCCCGCCCACUGAGGAGGACAUCUGGUUUGAUGACGUGGACCCAGCUGAUAUCGAGGCUGCCAUAGGCCCAGAGGCAGCCAGGAUAGCAAGGAAGCAGCUCGGGCAGAAGGAGAGCAGCAUCAGCCUAGUGAAGGAGCAGGCCUUUGACGGCCUGACGAAAGCCUUGGCCCUGGACUGCGAGAUGGUGGGCGUGGGCCCUCAGGGGGAGGAGAGCAUCGCCGCCCGAGUGUCCCUCGUGAACCAGUAUGGGAAAUGCGUGUAUGACAAGUUCAUCAAGCCGACCGAGCCCGUGACGGACUACAGGACAGCAGUCAGCGGGGUUCGGCCCAAGCAUCUCAGACAGGGAGAAGAGCUUGAAGUUGUGCAGAGCGAAGUGGCAGAGAUGCUGAAGGGCAGGAUCCUGGUGGGGCACGCACUGCACAAUGACUUGAAGGUGCUAUUUCUUGAUCAUCCAAAAAAGAAGAUCCGGGAUACACAGAAAUACAAACCUUUCAAGAGGCAAGUGAAGAGCGGAAGGCCCUCUCUGAAGCUGCUUUCCGAGAAGAUCCUGGGCAUCAGAGUCCAGCAGGCGGAGCAUUGUUCGAUCCAGGAUGCCCAGGCAGCAAUGAGGCUGUACGUCAUGGUGAAGAGGGACUGGGAGAACACUGUCCGGGACAGGCACCCCCCAGCCCCUGCCCAGGACCGCCGCAGAGAAGACGCCUAGCCCUGCCCUCCGCCCUGUGGAUCUGCCUCUGUCCCCAGCAUGGGACCCGAUUGUGGGACCAGUCUCGUCUCUGGAAAGCAGCAGCUCCAGCAAGCCGCUUCCAAGGCCAGGGUCCCAGCAUGGUGCCAGGCUGCUGGACCGGCCUCCCUCUGGACUGCAUCGGCAAGGGGUAGGGCAUGCAGGGGAGGGGAGGGGCGAGGUGUGUGUCCCAGGCACAACCAGGAGUCGGUACCCAGCCCUGAGGACUCGGCUGCUGACCACCGAGGGAAGGGCCAUGCCUGGCUGCCCUGCUGCUCUGAUGAGCUAUGGCAGUCAGCCUGGUGCUCGACGGCUUCCUCUGAGGCCACUUUGCCCUCUGGCCAUGGGUAAGGGGACAGGCUGUGCCGGCCCAAGGGGGUUAGGCCAGGCGCCUGCAGCAGCGGCUGAUGUGCAGAGAGCUGGCACAGCAGCUGCCUCGCUAGGGACUUUCCUGCGGCCACUGGGCCCUGGAGGGGGCUUCGUGCUGGGCCCUGGAGGGGGCUUCGUGCUGGCCCCUCACUCCCAUUUACUUCAUUUGGUGCAGGGCUGCCGCAGGCCGGCACCCAGCAGACUUGUACCCACCAGCUAGACUCAGCCUCGGCCACCGUAGCCGGCGCCUCCCCUGGCCUGAGUGGGAAGGCUGUGGGCUCCAGCGGGCCAUGUGCUGGCGGGCCCCGGGUCCAGGGCGGGUUGGGGUGGCUGUCACAUGGGUGAGUAAAGCCCAAGCCCAGCCCGUUGCCUGCUGUGCCGAAAUGGUGCCCACAGCCGGUGCCACAGGCUCGUGAGGCCUACCCAGCAUGCACCAGGCCCUGGGCUCAAACCCCAGCCACGAAUAAACACUCGGCACUGUG